GGUCAAAACGUUCCAUUUACGGGGAUGAGAAGGUCUACCUCGGGGUCCGUGUCAAAAUGCCAGUGAGGGAUCUACUGAAGAAAAUCCGCAGAGACCAAGGAUGGGAAUGUGGAGAUUUAAAGGAGAUUUGUGGCAAACAAGUCAAAGGAGACUGGCAACAAGGCAAAAUGCGUGCACCGAGGAGAACCUACAAGAGAAAACGCUCCACUAAGAGCCUGGAGGAGCUGGCAAUCAUUGUGGAGGUGCUGGAGGAGGAUCUCCGGACCGGCAGCACCUGCACCUCCCCUCCCCGAUCUCUGCCGUCCCCCAACCCUCCAGUGUCUCCUGGGUGGUCUCCAUACGGUUCAGAAUACAACAGUGACGAGUCCGAUGAAAUGAUCCCCAGCCCCGAUUACUACACCACCUACUCACCGGGCUCGGAGCACCAGUGGACCCCGUCCCCUCCUGACUUCAUGCACACCGGCCUCCAGCCCUUUGGCAUCGGGAACGCUGGGUGGGAUGGUGGACGAGAGGUGGACAGGGCCGAUCCCCAGAACCACGACAGAAACCAGAACAACUCUGCUUUCUUCUGGGCUCAGCUUCAGAAAGAGGAGAGCCAGCUCAAGGACGUCUCUGACGAUGUGCUGCUGGCCACCGACGAACACGGCAAGACAGCUCUCCAUAAAGUGGUGUGUAUUGGAAAGAGGGCACAGAGCUACGCCAUCGCCAGAAGGAUGGCCGCACUUAACGGCCUGGACCUCAAAGACUCUGAUGGAAUGACCGCCCUCCUCCAUGCAGCAAAGCACAACCACCACCUGAUGGUGGCUGAUCUGAUCCUUCUGGGGGCCAACGUCAAUGAGACGAACAACUCAGGAAAGACCUGCCUCCACCUCAGUGCUGAGAAAGGCUACAUCAGAGUCCUGGAGGUUCUGAAAAACACAAUGAUGGAUGGUGUGUAUGUCGACGUUGAAGCCACUGAUAACUCUGGUAUGAGUGUCCUCCAGUGUGCUUCUUUGGCUCUGAAAGCCACCGUUCGUAAGCUGGAAAGCAACAAAUUGCCAAAUUACGCCAGACUCCACACGCUCCGCCAAGAGCAGAUGAUGGAAACCCUGGAAUGUCUGCUACUGAUGGGCAGCUACCUUCAUACCAUGUUGAGCCAGAGUUUGCAACCCAGAUUUGGUUGACCUUUGUGGCACUUCCGCCCGGCAGGGCUUCCUGGAGACCCGA
This is a messenger RNA of Anoplopoma fimbria (sablefish), 1206 nucleotides long. RefSeq lists its product as uncharacterized. Bases 57 to 1163 code for a protein of 368 amino acids. The record is from RefSeq and is a predicted model, not a curated record. Lineage: Eukaryota; Metazoa; Chordata; Actinopteri; Perciformes; Anoplopomatidae. Gene Ontology annotation, cellular component: nucleus. The transcript is spliced from 10 exons. Gene Ontology annotation, molecular function: protein binding. Gene Ontology annotation, biological process: regulation of gene expression.